This is a messenger RNA of Cylicocyclus nassatus, 918 nucleotides long. Lineage: Eukaryota; Metazoa; Nematoda; Chromadorea; Rhabditida; Strongylidae. The record is from the annotation of a GenBank genome assembly.
AUGGAACAGCAAGAAGAGAAUAUGGUUUUUGCGGGGGAGUUUGAAAUGAAAUGGCAAGACGACUCAUUAGUAUGGGAUCCGCAAAAUUAUCAGGGAUUACGGUAUAUUCACCCAUACGAGAAUACGAUAUGGCGGCCAGAAGUCACUGUGUAUAAUAGUGUUGGCCAAGACUCUGUGAUAGAAGAUGAUCGACGUCUAAUCACCUUGAACAACGAGGGUGUGGUUCAAACGUCAAAUCUGGCAAUCUAUACGGUUCGAUGCAAGCUAGAUAUUUCCAAAUUUCCAUUCGACCAUCAACACUGCAAAGUCAAAUUUUCAUCCUGGGUCUACACUGAAGAUGAGCUAACAAUCAGUGCUCCAACGGAUACUUUUGAUCUAACAAGCGGAGUGUACCAAGGAAACAGCGAAUGGGAAGUCACAUCUAUCAUCGUCGAAGCCGUUACCACAACCGAUCAAGAUAACAAAAACUUCAGGGAACUACAUUACUCCAUCGAGAUAAAACGCCAUUCUGCUUAUUAUGUUUACGUUUUAUUUCUGCCGACAUUCAUAACGGCAGCACUUUGUCUGAUUGGUUUGUUCACACCGUUCAAUAACGCUGGAGAUCGUUGUGAAAGGACUACCUUGGGGCUGACCACUCUUUUAUCACUAGCCGUUAUUCUCAACAUUAUUGGUGAUGGCAUGCCAAAAUCUUCGACUUUGCCUCAGCUUGCAAAAUACGUCUUGGCCGAAAUUCUACUCUGCUGCGCCGGCGUACUAGUAACUGUCAUCCUACUGGUAGCACAUCAACGUAUUCUCACACGACAAUUCCUACCACCAGCUCGCACAUUCAAAGAGAAAUGGGAUGGAAGCAAGGCAAGAAACUUUUCACUAUUUCUUCUUCAAAAGAAGAAUAUUACCUUAUUUAGCCAAACAAGCUAG